Messenger RNA from Cyphomyrmex costatus, 2071 nucleotides. RefSeq names its product adipocyte plasma membrane-associated protein. The transcript is spliced from 4 exons. Bases 1 to 1740 code for a protein of 579 amino acids. Lineage: Eukaryota; Metazoa; Arthropoda; Insecta; Hymenoptera; Formicidae. Gene Ontology annotation, cellular component: endomembrane system. Gene Ontology annotation, molecular function: hydrolase activity. The record is from RefSeq and is a predicted model, not a curated record.
AUGAGCUACCUAAAGUCGGUCGGCACCGCUGUCAUCUACAUCGGUCUGAUCCUGGCCGUGAUCACGUUCAUCCCCGGUCUACCACCGGAGGCUGAGUUCGUGGAGUACAACAUAACUCCACCGCGUCAAUUCGAUCCCAAGGUAGGCCCGAAAAAUCGGCUGAACGGCAUCCAGAAGUUGUUCGAUGGUGCGAUUAAUGCCCCGGAAAGUUUCGGCUCCUAUGACGGACAGCUGUACACCGGUGUCCAUGGUGGUUACGUCCUCAGGAUCGAGGAGGAUGACAUAGUGCCGAUUGUCAAAUUCGGCAAGAAAUGCGAUGGCAUUUGGCAAGAACAAAAAUGUGGAAGACCAUUGGGAUUAAAGUUUGAUGAGAAAGGCAAUUUAUAUGUAGUGGACGCUUAUUAUGGAAUUUUUAAAGUAAACGUUGCAACCGGAGAAUAUACAAAUAUAGUGAACGUUACCAAACCGAUUGAUGGAAAAGUUUCACGGAUACCAAAUAGCAUAGAUAUCGCAAAAAAUGGAGAUAUGUAUUGGACUGACAGUAGCACAGACUUUGCUCUUAAUGAUUUAGUAAUGACAUUUCUAAUGAAUCCAUCAGGAAGACUUAUACGUUAUAAUGCAGCUAAGAAGGAAAACGAAGUAUUGAUACGAAAUCUUGCAUUCGCAAAUGGUGUUGUAUUAAGUGAUGACGAAAGUUUCGUAAUUGUGACGGAAACAGUAAGAAAUCGUAUUAUGAAAUAUAAUCUGAAAGGACCGAAGGCAGGGCAGCACGAGAUUUUCAUUGAUGGAUUACCGGGUGCACCGGACAAUAUUCACAGCGAUGGUCAUGGUGGUUUUCUUCUUUCUUUAAUUGUUACUACUAAUAAUCCUGAGCUUCCUCAAAUAUACCAGUCUCUCAUACCACAUCCCUAUUUGAGAAAAAUGUUGGUACGAUUGUUUGUGACGAUGGAAUUGCCAUUUAAACUAUUAAAUGACGUUUAUCCUAAUCCCUACACGGAGAGAAUUUUGCAUGCAAUUGGAUCGCAUCAAGGCAUAGAGUUUUUAAGUGAUCCAAAGCAAAAAAGUUUGGUGUUAAGAAUAGAUGCAUCUGGUAACAUUAUUGAAAUACUUACUUCAGACGAUGGCUCAGCUCAUGAUAUAAGUUCAGCUUAUAUACAUAACGGAUUUUUGUGGUUUGGCACUCCGUUUAAAAACUAUCUCGGUAGAGUCCCGUUGAAACAAGCUUUCCCUGAUUUAGCUGAUAGUGCAAAACAAUCUUCUCAUACAAGGAGCGAAAAGCAUUCGUCAAACGUCGCUGCUUCUGGUGCGAAGACAGAAAGAGUCAAACGAGAUACCGGUUCUACGACAGUAAAACCGAUCGAGUCGAACAGAGCUUCCCAGACAACGCCUAAACCAACGGCUGCUCCCACAACCACACCUAAACCAAAAACCACUGCUGCGCCAAAAUCAUCUUCAGUUCCUAAAACAGAUAAACCUACGGCUACAGCUAGCAAUGUGAAACCAUCGGAAACUAAAUCAUCUACGAAUGCCGAAGUCAAAAAGGACAAUGCAAAACCAGUUGACGAUGCGAAAUCAAAUUCCCCAAAAUUCGAAAAGAGCAAUAAAAAAGAGGAUACUGCAAAGACACAAUCCGAAAAGAAAGUAAAAGUGGAACAGAAUGCUUCUGCAAAACAAACAGAGCAAAAAUCACAAUCCGAGAAAGUUAAACGGGAAACAAACCGUCCAAAAGACGAUCUGUAAUAAAAAAAAAAAUAAACCACGAUAUAUUUGUGAUACCACCAACACUUGUUGAACGGUACACUCCAUAUUUUUCAGACAUUCCAUUAAACUAAAAAAUAGGUUGAGGAUAUAUAGAUUAACGGUUUCUCUCAUCUCUUUGCUUAUGCAUUUAUAUUAUCCACAUUGUUAUGUUCGAGUUAUGCGUAUAUAAUAUGUGUGCGUAUAUAUACGUGAGUAUACGUAUACAAGUUGUGUGUAUACGAGUUAUGUGAUCCAUUAUAGGUGCUAUGAUUUUAAGACAUAAGUCUUACAAAAAAUAAGUUGUUCAAAAUCAAGAUUAUUAAAAUUUAUG